This is a messenger RNA of Macrosteles quadrilineatus (aster leafhopper), 1929 nucleotides long. RefSeq lists its product as uncharacterized. Lineage: Eukaryota; Metazoa; Arthropoda; Insecta; Hemiptera; Cicadellidae. The transcript has a single exon. The record is from RefSeq and is a predicted model, not a curated record. The coding region runs from base 1 to 1929 and encodes 642 amino acids.
AUGCAAACUGUCACAGACCCUAAUUUCUUGAAGAAACUGCCAAAAAACGACAAUCUGACUCCAGGAGAAAGAACAGCUCUAAAAUCCUUGAAAAAUAAUAGAAACAUUAUGAUACUACCAGCUGACAAAGGAUCCACCACUGUAAUUAUGAACAAAAAAGAUUACACUGCUGAAGCCUACAAACAGUUAUCCGACAAAGACACCUACAAAGAGAUUGAUGAAAACCCAACCAACAAUUUUAAUACUGAACUCACACAGUGGCUCGUUAAAGAAGCACCUCUCCAAAAUAAUUCCCCUGAAUCAAUAAGACUACUCAUAAAUGACAACCCCUCUACCCCUCAAUUUUACAUACUGCCCAAGAUACACAAAAACGUUUUUCCACCCCCUGGCCGACCUAUAGUUGCCAGUUGCAAUUCUGCCACGGAAAGAAUCUCGGCAUAUGUAGAUUCUCACCUGCAACCUUUUGUCAGAGAAUUACCUUCACAUGUUAAAGACACCAACCACUUCUUAGAACGGCUGACAACCAUACCAACACCUCUUCCUCCUGGGACGAUUUUGGCUACCAUAGAUGUAACUUCCCUGUACACUAACAUCCCCCUUACACAUGGACUUGCGGCUAUAGAAUUUUUCCUGGAUCAACGCCCCAAAAACACUAAGCCCUCAACUUCUUUCCUACUGAACAUGGUUAAGUUCAUUCUAGAAAAAAACAAUUUUCAAUUUGAAGGUAGAAACUACUUACAAACUAAAGGCACUGCCAUGGGUACGAGGAUGGCCCCAUCCUACGCAAAUCUGUUCAUGGGGAAACUCGAAAAAUGUUUCCUACAAUCCCAAAAAGUACAACCUUUGUGUUGGUUCCGGUUUAUAGACGAUAUUUUUAUCUUGUGGACCUCAGGCUCAGACUCCUUAAAACAGUUUAUUGACAGCCUUGACAGUUUCAGUUCCCUUAAAUUCACCAGCAACAUCUCAACAUCAACAAUAGUUUUCCUGGACCUAGAAAUAAAUAUUCAAGAUGGACUCAUACAAACCGGUGUACACUUCAAGCCUACCAACCAUCUACAAUAUUUACAUUUUAACAGCAACCACCCAAAGAACACCAAAAGAUCCAUCCCGUUCAGUCAAGCCAUCAGGGGCAAAAGGAUCUGCAGCAACGAUGAUGAAUUAAACAAGUUCAAUAACAAAAUAUCUGACGCAUUCAUAAAAAGGGGUUACCCUAGAAAGCUGGUGGAGAACCAAAUCCGCUUAGCGCAAGACGAUCCACAACCAAAUAAUGAAAAACGAAAUAGCCAAAACAUUGCUCUUGUCACAGACUACCACCAAGGACUACAUUCAUUGAAUGGCAUUUUAAAAGAGGGCUUCAAAAUCCUCAAGGCCUCCAACCACACCAUCAAUUUUUUGAAAGAUCCACCUAACAUUGUUUUUAGACAACCACCCAAUCUCCGAAAAAUACUAGUCCACCCAAAAGUUCCUGACCCGGCCAACAACAACCCAAACAACGCACGCCCUAACGGUUCAUAUCCCUGUGAUAACAAGAGAUGUAAAACAUGUGAAAUAAAUCAACCCAGCCAAACAUUUUCCAGUUCCACAACCAAAGAAAACUACAACAUCCGAGGCUUCAACACUUGUGAAACGAAGAACAUUAUCUACCAACUACAAUGUAACAAAUGUGAGGCACAGUAUGUAGGCCUAUCCACCAAUAGCCUCAGAACCAGGAUGAAUGGCCAUAGACAAGAUGUAUCUACUGGAUACAAAGACAAACCAGUUGUACAACAUGCCCAGAGCCACAACAACCCUAGUUUCAAUGACUGCUUUACAACCAAAAUAGUCAAAUCACUGCCCCCUCAAUGUAACCAGUCACAACUGAGAAGAUGGGAAUUGUCUUAUCAAUGGUUUACUAAGUCUAGACAACCCCCAAACCUAAACCUGAGAUAA